AUGGUGCUGUGCAUAUUUGAGGAAAUUCAGCCGGCAGACGAUGCUCGCCCUGCCCACCCUCGUUGGGUGACUUCACUCCGUUUGACCGUAAUUAUCUGUUUGGUGGACGAGCAGCCCUAUAAAAGUCAAAGUGUCUCACUGCUUGAUCAGAAACGAUCUCGCCGUCGACUUGAGUGUUUUAUCUCCUCUCUCUGGUGUUUGUUUCGAUCUCAGAGGGACCACAGAAUGAAGCUGGCCAUCCUGUGCUUGUGUCUGGCUGGUACAGCCUGCGCUCUACCUUAUCAGUACAUGCCACAUUACACAGGCUUCAGGCAGCAGGAACCUCCCACACAGGUGAAAACACCCUUCACAGCUGGUUUCCCACAGCCUGCUCUUCCAGGAGCUUAUAGUGUGGAAUUUAUUUAUCCACACAGAAUCGUUGGUGGUGCAACUGGAACAAACCAAGCGCAGACCUUCCCUUCUUAUGGAUUCAUCAAGUACUCAAUUCCUCAGCCACCAGGCAGGCAGAGCGUGGAAGUUUUCUACCCCUACGACUUCACCCAGCAAAAGAUUCUGCCACACAUGCCCCCUUUUUCAAAUAGCCCUAUGGGGCAAGAUAUUCCUCAGUUUGGAUUUCCACCCCUGAGCAAUCCCCAGCAGCCCAUGAACAUGCCGUCUGUCGAUGCCAAUGCUCAUCCUUCCCAGAAUCCUUUGCAACCUCUGCUGCAGGACCAGCCCACACAAACCAGCCAGGCACCUGCAAAAGCCUAAAAGGGCGACCAUUUCCCCUCUUCAACAAUCACCACCGAGUCUUUUUCUGAGUGUUCAGCCUAACAAAAAUAAAUCAAACUACUGAAAGAAAUAGUUUUUUAGAAUAAGAGCAAACUACAUUAUGACUGACUGCUCUGAGAAGAAUGAGUAAAAAAUCAGUUUGAUUCCUUUUGCUCUUUCAUUAACAACAAUGCGUAGAAAUGUAACCUUUGAUAAGACCCCUGCAUGCUGCAUUUCCCCUUCCUGUGUUUAUUUUGAAAAAUAAAGAUUUCAAAGCAGAA
Messenger RNA from Nothobranchius furzeri (turquoise killifish), 1031 nucleotides. It is a transcript of the gene scpp5, whose product is annotated as secretory calcium-binding phosphoprotein 5. The record is from RefSeq and is a predicted model, not a curated record. Lineage: Eukaryota; Metazoa; Chordata; Actinopteri; Cyprinodontiformes; Nothobranchiidae.